AGCGAGAAAUACGUGCCGAAUGCCAAAACUUAGUUUAAGGAAAGAGUAAUUAGUAGAAUACAGACGACCGUCGCUUCUGUAGUCGAGGCAGCUUAACCCGUUACACUUCACGGUACACUGCACACGCCCCCCUACAAUUCCCAGCGGAGCCGUCAACAUCCAGCCAGCAUGCCGUACAGCAAAGCAUGGCGUAGCGCCAUGUACCCGGACUUCCGGGACGCCGGCGCCUACGUCGACUACAAGGCCACGAAGGAGAUCCUGCACCGCAUGAAGGAGAACAUCGCCAACCCGUCCACGCCGGACGAGCUAUACCACUCGCUGCUGGAGCAGAAGAAGCGGGUGUACCGGUGGUGUGAAGCAAAGCAGGCGGAGCUGCUGAGGGUUUCGCGGCGGCUCUACGAGUCCUCGGAGUACCUAGCCGAAGACGAGGCCGCCUCGAACCGCAGUCUCGGCACGGCAAGCCUCGCACGCGGGGCUGCCAAGUCCCUCCCGCCGCGCGAGGCCCGGCUGAUCGCCGACGCGAUCAUGCAGGAGCUGCUACGCUUUGUGGAGUGCCGCAACCUGAACACGGACACGAUGGACCACAUCAUCGGCCGCAUGUACCGCUACGCCGUGCUGGGCCCCACCGGUGACCGCUGGAAGAACAUCUACGUCGAGUACAACUACGACACAAUUUCAAUCGAGGAGGUGUUCUGCCACCUGUCGCGCGUCUACGACCGCGUGACGCAGACGGAGGAGCGCAUCUCGGCCAAGGGACGGGAGAGCAUCCGCGCCGGCGAUGUCGGCUCGCAGGUGUUUGACCGUCGCUCGGUGAAGUACUGGGUGCACCCGCAGGACCUGCCCUUUGUCAUUGCCCGCAUUAUUCAACAUCUGCCGCUCAGCACCUUCAAGGACACCUACAAGGACUGCAAGGACAAGGGCGUGCCGUUCCGCCUCUUCUCCCCCGUCAGCUCCGUGUACUACGACAACAGCAAAUUUCUCUUCUAUCACCGUCGGUUGGAGCGUAUCGAGGGCAGCACGCUCAUCCGCAUGCGGUGGUACUCCGACACGUACGCCGAGGACUGGAACGCCGUGGAGGAGAACGAGAAUGUGUUUAUGGAGAUCAAGGUCCACCACGAGGCCUGGAGCGGCGAGCGCAGCAACAAGCGCCGCUUCGCGAUAAAGGAGAAGGAGGUAGACGCCUUCGUGCACGCCCAGCUGAGUCUCCUGCCGGCCGUCGAGAAGCUGAAGCGUAAGAACGCGAGCGAGGCGGAGCAGGAGAAGUUCAAGUCGCUCGCGACGGAGAUUCUGUCGAAGAUACACGCCUACGACCUGAAGCCGGCGCUGCGGACACAGUGUGGCCGGGCGGCCUUCCAGCGCGGCGCGGAUCAGACGGUGCGGGUCAGCAUCGACACCGACCUGCGCGUGAGCGCCGAGGACUUUGGGCUCGACCACCACUGGCGCUACACCGGCGGCGAUUCGCCCGUCUCGCGCUUCCCCUAUGCGGUGGUGGAGAUCAAGCUGCAGUGCGCCGAGAACGAGCGCAUCGCGCCGUGGAUUGAGGAGUUGAUGGGCUGCCGCUACAUGGAGAGCAUCCCGAAGUUCAGCAAAUACGCCCACGGCAUUGCCUCGCUGUACGGGCACACCUCCUUCAUCAACAUGGUGCCCUACUGGAUGCACCAGCUCGAUAUCGACAUCCGCGCCUCGACGAAGCCGGAGACGCACCACUGGGAUCCGACGGUGGGGUUGGCCGCGGGCUGCCUGCAGCGUACGGGGGACCGCGUCAUCUUCGGCACAAACCCCGCCCAGACGCAGACGGUCGGUGCCUCGGAGGCGCAGUUCAUGCCGCGCACGGAUUACGCGAAGGUCUAUCAGCAGGUGCUGCAGAGUCUCUUGCACGACGAGGACGGCGGCAACAGCGCGAGUGUCAGCGCCACGCAGCCCGCCCUUGCCCCUGCCGAUGCACCCGCAGCGCGGAAUGGAGACGCCAACGGUGUCCCGGGGCACCUGAUUGCCGCCCCGGUCGUGCAGUACUCCGUUGACCGCCGCCACGCCGCCUACACCACCUUCCAUCUUUACCCCUACACGGAGACCGGCACGGAGUCGCUGUGCUACGACCCAAAGGAUACCCGCAACGCCGCGGCGACCGUCUUCUACGGCAAAAUCCCCUGGCAGACGGGCAAGCGCAUCAAGGUGCCGCAGAAGUACGACCCGAAGACGCUGCUGACGUCGGAGCGGUACAUGGUGAAGUGGAUGACGCUGGCCACGCAGCUCGGUCUGCUCGGCAUCGCCAGCAUCCGCUUCGGGAAGGGCCUGUUUCUGCCGCAAGACGUGGCGCACCACUCCCCUUUCUGGCAGGGUCAGUUCCACGUCGUGAUUGGCGUUUUCAUGGAGGUGCUGGCGCUGUUGACGCUGCUGUACGCGUACGUCGGCUUUAUGGCGCGCGCCCGCCGCGUAUACGCGCGCCGCAAGAUCCGCUUCGACGACGUUGUUGGGCCGACGUGGCUAACCUUCUCGAUUACGCUGAGCUUUGUGCUGAUUGUGAUGACGCACAUCGCACGUCGCUACGGGCCGAUGUUGACCGGCAGCGACUCCUUCUAA
Leptomonas pyrrhocoris is the source of this 2580-nucleotide messenger RNA. Its product is annotated as putative mitochondrial catalytic subunit of the vacuolar transporter chaperone 4. The record is from RefSeq and is a predicted model, not a curated record. The transcript has a single exon. Lineage: Eukaryota; Euglenozoa; Kinetoplastea; Trypanosomatida; Trypanosomatidae. The coding region runs from base 169 to 2580 and encodes 803 amino acids.